Punica granatum (pomegranate) is the source of this 2773-nucleotide messenger RNA. Lineage: Eukaryota; Viridiplantae; Streptophyta; Magnoliopsida; Myrtales; Lythraceae. The record is from RefSeq and is a predicted model, not a curated record.
AUGUGUGGUUGCCAGCCUGUUGCUGCUUCGUCUUCGUCCUCCGCUCUCCAGUCCCUGCGACGGCACUGCAAGUUCUUCAAACCUCUCUGCUGCUUCGCCGGCGGCUGCUCUGCCCGUCUGUCAAGCCUUUAACACCUCCUAUCCCUCGUCUCUUCGUCUUCUCGCUCUCGGGUACCUCUGCUCUGCAAGUAACGCCGUCCGCCUCUGCGGCUGCUGAGCUCUUCCCUGGACCGAAGCAGAAAAGUCAGUCGAACGCCAAUAUGAUACAUUUGAAAUCAAUCUCGCGGCACGUUUGGGCGAGGGCUGCACCAAUGUCAUCAACGCAGCUGUGCGGCUCAGCUCAGCAAAAGUCAGUUUAUUUGCUCUCGCGUCACUUCUCCACUGAAGGCUGCUCGUCGGCGGUAGAUGCUGAUGUAGAAAAAAUUUAUCAGAUUAUGAAUAAUUCUGCGUCUCCUGACGAUCUGCAACAGUCAUUACGGGCGAGCAAUAUUUUCCCAACUAAUGAUCUGAUGGACAAAGUACUUAAAAGGGUCAGGUUUAGCCAUGGGAAUCCAUUGAAAGCUCUCCAGCUAUUUAGGCAUGCUAACAGCAGAAGAGGCUUUUAUCACACUGCUUUUUCGCUGGACACAAUGCUGUAUAUAUUAGGUAGGAGCCGGAAAUUCAGUCUGAUUUGGGAUGUCUUGGUUGAAAUGAAGAGGAAAGACAGAUCGAUAAUCACGAGGCGGACUGUGAUGGUGGUUCUAGCUAGAAUUGCCAAGGUCUGUUCGGUCAGGGAAACAGUGGAGUCGUUUAGAAAAUUCAAGAAGUUUGUCCCUGAGUUCGACACAACUUGCUUCAAUGGGUUGCUGAGGACCCUUUGUCAGGAAAAGAGUAUGAGUGACGCGAGGAAUGUCUAUCAUAGCCUGAAACACGAUUUUCACCCCAAUUUAAUGACCUUCAAUAUACUUUUAUCAGGAUGGAAAUCAGUAGAGGAAGCUGAGAGCUUUUUCGAGGAAAUGAAGGAUAUGGGUGUGAAACCUGACAUUGUUACAUAUAAUUCUCUCAUUGACAUGUACUGUAAAGGUAGGGAAAUGGAUAAGGCAUACAAAGUUGUUGAGAAAAUGAAGGAAGAGGAUAUAAUGCCCGAUGUUAUCACUUACACGAGUAUAAUCGGGGGCCUAGGCCUAAUUGGUCAGCCAGAUAAAGCUCGGGACGUCCUCAAGGAGAUGAAAGAAUACGGAGUUUACCCUGAUGUUGCAGCCUAUAAUGCUGCCAUUAGGAACUAUUGCAUAGCAAAGAGGCUCGGGAAUGCCUACAGUUUAAUGGAUGGGAUGAUUUCUAAGGGCUUAAGCCCGAACCCGACUACAUAUAACUUGUUCUUUAGGGUUUUUUACUGGUCGAAUGACUUGCAAAGCUCUUGGACGUUUUAUGAGAGGAUGAUGAACGCUGGGUGCCUUCCUAAUACUCAGAGCUGUAUGUUCUUGAUUAGGUUGUGCAGAAGGCAGGAGAAGGUUGAGAUGGCCUUGAAGAUAUGGAAUGAUAUGGUGGAGAAAGGGUUUGGGUCUUUGACACUUUUCUCUGAUGUGUUGUUUGAUUUGCUUUGUGAUAUGGGAAAGUUGGCGGAAGCAAAUAAGUGUUUCUUGCAGAUGGUGGAGAAAGGGCAAAAACCAAGUCAUGCUUCGUUUAAAAGAAUCAAGGUGUUGAUGGAAUUGGCCAAUAAGCAUGAAGAUCUUCGGGUCUUGUCGGAGAAAAUGGUCACCAGUCCAAGCCUUGGAAGUAAAGCUUUCCAUGCUGAAGCUGUACAGUUUCCACAAUGGGGGAAUCCAGGUUGAGGCUGUCCUCCUCUGUUUGUGUUGGGAUUAGAUUGAGGAGUCACUCCUGAGAAGAAUAUCUGAUGAGCUCAUAGUUCUUUCUUUUACAUAAUCAUCAUUGCUAGAUGAGCUCAACAUCUCCCAAGAUGGAAUAUGACCAUGUAAAGAAGCCAUGAUGAGCAUGAGCAAAUUUGUGAUUGGUUUCUGCCUGUAUUAGCUUCACAGGGGUGGGUACCAUGAGGCAUUAGUUUCAGACCGAAUCGCCAACCUUUAACAUCUGUGACAGUUGCGAGGGGAUCUUGUGAGCGUAAGUUUUUGGGUUGGGUUGGCUCAUCGAAUUAGUAGAUGAAUGCGCAAUCAGAAGAUUGACCUUAUGUACUCUGUUCUCUCUUCAAAGCAAAAAACCCAAGAGGUGGCUGCUGGGAUCACCAUAUCCAGCAUUCCAGGAUUAUAGGGGACUAUCAGCUCUGAGAAAUCUGGGAAGAAACCGAGAAUUGGUUUGUUAUCGAGAACAAACACUCCACCCACCGCCUCAGUUCAUGUUGAGCAACGAGGAGUUUUGGGAUACAAUCUGCUAUGAGAGCCAUGUAAAGGGGCUGCAAGCCUGCAACUCUUGCCUUAUAUCCUCACCAGCAGUAACCAGCCCGUGUUUGCAGGAUGUCAAAGCUCAACAGCGUGAUAAGCCGGGGUGGGCUUCACAAUGAGUCCUGCAAAUCAAAUCGAUCUAUUGAUAUAGAGUUACUACUUGUAUUCUGCGGAAGCUAUGACCUUGGUAAGUCAUUAUGCCAAUUACGGUAUUGGUCUCUCUCUCUCUUUCAUGGGCAAAUGUAUGAUCUGCUGGUUCCUUACAGAUGUUGCCAAUCGGUUCAUGUUCCGGUUCGCUGGUUUGUCAUCAGAUAAUCUUGUUCUUAUGGGUGAAAACAAUGAUGACGACUCUGACUUUGAGAUUUCUGGAAAUGGGUCAUCAUCCGUCGAACUUUUGA